GAUGUAUUUGAUGAUAAUGAAGAGCCAACUAAUGAAGAACAAAUUAUGCUAAAUGAUUCUAUUAAUACUACAGACUUACUAAGUGAAGUUAAAGCAAAAAUAUACACAAUACUUUGUUAUUAUUAUCCUAACCCGGUACUUCAUGGAUUAGUAUCUGCACUAUUAGAUCCUCGACUUAAAUCUUUAGAUUUUGUUAAGGUUACAAAUAAAUUGGCAGCUGAAAGAAUUCUUAGAAACUUAUAUGAUUAUGAAAAACUAUUAGAAAAUGAAGAAAAUUUAAGCCAAUUGGAUUACCGACAAACAACCAAUGAAAACGAAUUUCCCUCAUGCAUCGCACUGGCAAAUGAAUCUUUAUUUUUUAAUGACCUUGGGAACAUUGAAAACAUUGAAGAAAUUAAAU
Molecule: messenger RNA, 400 nt
Organism: Racocetra fulgida
Lineage: Eukaryota; Fungi; Glomeromycota; Glomeromycetes; Diversisporales; Gigasporaceae
Source: the annotation of a GenBank genome assembly